AUGGACAUAAUUAUGGACAAGGCUUCAGAUGAUUGCGUUGAAAAUGUGUACAAGUGGACGAUGACAUGCAGAAUGGAGCUUGAUUUUCAGCUGCUAUGUCCUACGAAUUCGUUUGAGCCAUUAAACGAGUUUGGCCAUGUAGUCCAUGAUGCGAACCAUCAGAGGAACUUAAUUCUCGUGGAACGUUAUGUUGUCUCUACCGGAAACUAUUGGAACUAACAAUGGCUGAUUGUACGCAAUGCAGCCUGGGGAGACUACAGAUCAUUACCAAGACCAGGUAAUUGGGACAACUACGUAGCCCACUCUCGUAACCACUGCACUCAACUGCUCAGAGAUGACAAAGUCGCAUAUCGGCAUAAAAUGGCGAAAACUUGUAGCGCUAACCACAACUGCUUUACCAGUUUCUCAGUGCACCUCGUAAGGUGAGACAGGGAAUU
This is a messenger RNA of Dicrocoelium dendriticum, 437 nucleotides long. The record is from the annotation of a GenBank genome assembly. NCBI's taxonomy places the organism in Eukaryota, Metazoa, Platyhelminthes, Trematoda, Plagiorchiida, Dicrocoeliidae.